This is a messenger RNA of Peniophora sp. CBMAI 1063, 726 nucleotides long. Lineage: Eukaryota; Fungi; Basidiomycota; Agaricomycetes; Russulales; Peniophoraceae. The record is from the annotation of a GenBank genome assembly.
AUGAUGCUGUUCACAGCGCUGAGAACUGCAAGCAAAUCCCUACGGAACGUACGCGCGUUUCAUGUGUCUACAAGGCGCUGCGAUGUCAGGUCCUUGCUCGCCAAAUUCAAAGACCCACACUCGCCAUAUCAUAUCCCGCCGGGGACGUCAGGCCCAGAAACUCCGGACGGUCCUGCUCUAGAUAUUGCAACCCACGCUCGUCUAAAGCUCGAAGGCAUGGGCUACGAACCACGGUCAUUCUGGGCUCAGCAGAUCGUGUGGGGCGACCAUGAUUCCUUUCAGCACGUGAAUAACUGUCGUUAUGUGCGUUUCUUCGAGUCGGGAAGAAUGCAGUGGAUCGUAGCUCUUGGCGAAGACAUAGGCGGCUCCGAGGCUGCUCAGAACUUCUUGGCUGGUAAAGGCGUGGGCUUUAUCCUUAAGUCGAUUGAUGUCAAGUUCCGCCGCCCUGUCACCUUUCCAGACACGCUUCUCAUUGGGCACAAGGCUCUUCCUUGGCCAGAAGCACCGGCAGAUUCUACUCGGCCUGGUCCUCCGCUUAGCAAAACGCAGUUCUACCUACGCGCUACAGCUUAUUCAUACGCUCAGGAUGCCAUCGUGGCCGACAGUACAAGCGUUAUCACUUGGUACGACUAUGAGAAGCUUUCCAAGUGCGACCCGGGUGAGGAGCGUUGGGCGCCUUUACGAGCGCGCAUGCAGAUGGCCGAGAGCGUUGGGGCUCGUUCAUAA